UCGCUAAGUCGAAUUAUUGAGAUUCGCCGAUUCUUCUUUCGUAAUAUAUACAGAGUCGAAUUAUUUAGAAGAAAGAUCCAACAAGCAUCAAAAAAUUCCAAAGAAACUAUAAGAUAGAGAGCCUAAUUACCAAUAUCACCACUUCGAUUUCGACAACGGCCUGAAGCGAGCGAACUGCCGGGGCUCGGCAUUCGGGUGGCUGUUCAUGGUGCAGAGCAUCCCUGUGUUGCUCCCACCGCUCACUACUUUCCCAGAUGUUGUGGCUUACCGCCCCGAAAGAGUCGGGGCCGAGUACCUGCUCCUGUACUUCGACAUGGUGGCGAUGGGCAAGAAGUACGUGGAGUCUUUACUACAUGAACCGGCUCGCGAUGUCGGACGAUCCCACUGCGGAGGGCUGUGUUUUGAUGGCCAUGAACAGCCACCCCUAGCGUUUUGCAAGCCUAGAGGAAGUGAUCACAAGUGGACAUUGCUUCCGAAUACCGAAGAUGGCACCCCGGUUGUCUAUAAGAACGUAGUGUUCUGGAGGAACAAAUUCUAUGCUGUCGAGAUCUACAACAGAAUUCUCGUUUGUGAUCUUGAUAUCCCCAAUGUGUCCUUCCUCGCUCGUGAGAUGGGUAUUCAGCAUCUCUUAUACGAAAACAGCUACCUAGUUGUAGGUCCGGCUGAUGAGUUGAUGUUCGUCGGCAGAAUUCAUGUUGAAGGCGAGGAUGUUGUUGGUGUCCGAGAUGAACAACUAGAUGCUGGCCAGGAAGAGGAGGAUGCAGUGGGCGAGGACGAUAGAGCCUCGCCGUCGAUUCCUGAAAAAGUUGUUGAUGAUGAUAGGCACGAGGUCGAUGAUCAGAAUGUUGAGUGCAUUUGGGAUAGCGACUCGGAUGACGAGUGGAAAGACCGUUGGAGUUACAAGACCAGAGAGUUUACAGUUUACAAGCUCAAUGAAGAUACGAAUCAAUGGGAUGAGGUCAAAAGCAUUGGUGACUAUGCUUUGUUCUUGGGUACUAAUACCCCUGCUUGCCUCUCCACCCAAGAUCACCCGGGGUAUAAACCGAAUUGCAUAUAUUUCACCGACGACUAUUUCGAGAAGCAAAAAAGACGGAGGCACGAUGGUCAUGAUAUGGGCAUAUACAAUCUCAGUGAUGGAACGAUUGAGUCACUCUGCUGUACCAACUUAUAUGAAAAACCUUCUCUAGUUUGGCCGCCGCCGGUCUGGGUUUGGCCUACUAUCUAUUAGCUUGUAUCAGAAAGUUUCAUCGUUUAAGUACCGCUGUCUUUGUCGUACAAUGUUUAGCAACCCGUAUUCAUGUUCGAGUUUAAGUUAAUCAAUAGAUGUUUCUAUC
Molecule: messenger RNA, 1334 nt
Organism: Linum trigynum
Lineage: Eukaryota; Viridiplantae; Streptophyta; Magnoliopsida; Malpighiales; Linaceae
Source: the annotation of a GenBank genome assembly